AUGACAUCAAAAUCAAUGGACGAUAUCGGCGUUAAUACGCGGGUCCUCUAUGCCAUCGGCGCUGCGGUCAUUCUGGCUGCCCCAGUCGCACAUCACUUGUUUUUCCGCCACAACAACACGAGCUUGUUGUCGCGGCUUCAGCGAUGGAUCCGACCUCCGCCUCAACAUGCCCACGGUGACGACGUUCGGAUAGACCUCACUAAUGAGUGGCUCAAGGCGCCAGUGAAAUACCAUGCCGUAUCCUAUGCCUGGGGAGACGCGCGAGACAAAGCAUACAUCACCUGCAAAGGAAAGGAGAUACAGAUCACCAGAACUCUGUUCGAAGCACUGAAGCGCUGGCGCCUCCCUAAUGAGGAGGUCGUGCUCUGGGCCGACUCUAUUUGCAUCGACCAGAGAAACACGUUUGAGAAAACACAUCAGAUAGGGCGGAUAUCGGAAAUCUACUCGAAUGCGGAAUCUGUCAAAAUUUGGCUCGGAAGUGAUGAUUCCGAGAUCGAUAGAGUCCAGGAUAUUAUCAAAGAGGCCUGUGAGAUCAUUCCUGAAGUUGUGGACGAUCCUCAACAGAACAGGAAAAGUGCAGAUAUCCUUGCCACUCGCAAUGAGUGGGUUUAUCAAGAGGCGAUCCUCAACGACAACACUUGGCUCUACUGCGGGAAGCUCAUGAUGCCUUUCCAAGCACUCUCAGAGCUGGCCCUGAGAAUGUCAACGUUUGGUAUCCAAGCUCUGCCCAAGGAUGGAACUGUGAACGACAGCAACGUGACUUUUCUCCCGAUCCGUCUUUACAACCUCUCCAUGAUGCGCAUGAGCCAAUGGUAUCGAGGCAAGCAACCUGUCACGCUGAUGGACGGUGUCAAAGCAACCAGAGCAUUUCAAUGUACAGAUCCUCGGGACCACAUUCUGGGUGUCUUAGGCUACGCCUCUGACGUUGAGAAAGAUAGCAUCAUAUCCCGGGAUAACUUGUACUCUCUCUCGCUCCUAGAGAAGAAGAACCUCGGCGUUCUGGCCUCCGCACCGCAGAGACUAAUUACCGACGUCGCGCUUUCCUGGUAUUACCGACCUAUAUACCGAUGGCAGCGGCGAAGGCUGCCAGGUCUUCCCAGCUGGGUACCGGACUUGAGAAACCAGGAGUCAGAUGCUUUGCCAAGCUACAGCGUUCGGUAUGGCAAGUUCUCGGCCGGCGGAACACAGUGUGGUAGAGUCGAAAUCAUCGACAACAAAAUACUACGGUGUUCCGGCAUGAUCGUCGAUACCAUUCAGGAAGAUGGAGUCUUCUGGCCCGAGCUACCGCUCCCGCCGAAACCUAAGCGCGUCCCGUACCCGCUCGACAAGAUGGAUGUUUACUACGCUAGGAACUCGCUAAGGUCACUCAACUACUACAAAUCUUGCGUUCGCAUUGCGUCAGGUUCAGACCGCAUUCAAGACAUGUCCACCGAGCGCCUUGCUGAUUUCUGGAAGACUCUGACAUCCGAGAGGAGCCAGCUGAGCGACCGCAUCGACGUGGACCUCUCAGAGUCUGUCAAGACGAUGAUCACGAACAUGGAGACUUGGCUCGUCUCGGAAGACCCCGAAGAGGCGAACAAGGCACGAUUGAGCUUCGUGGCGGCUGCUGUGCCAGUGGAAAUGACAAUCCUAGCUGCCGCUAGUCCACGGAGGUUCUCUCGCACAACGGCCGGCAGGCUUUGCUUAGUGCCUAGAGAGGCAAAGGUUGGAGACUCGGUAUGUCUGCUACUGGGUUCUGAGGUUCCCUUCGUGAUUCGACCUACGCGAAGAGGUAUGUAUGAGCUUAUAGGGGAUGUGUACGUCAGUGGUAUCAUGGACGGAGAAGCUGUUGCCUCUGGCGAAUAUAGUCAGGCGGAAAUCGGGAUAGAGUAGCGCAAGCAAGUGUUUUUCAAAUGCGUAUGUGAGAGCCUGGAAGUACCAAGCGUUGGAAAGAAAUAGCUU
Messenger RNA from Colletotrichum phormii, 1941 nucleotides. Its product is annotated as heterokaryon incompatibility protein-domain-containing protein. The record is from RefSeq and is a predicted model, not a curated record. Bases 1 to 1872 code for a protein of 623 amino acids. NCBI's taxonomy places the organism in Eukaryota, Fungi, Ascomycota, Sordariomycetes, Glomerellales, Glomerellaceae. The transcript has 4 exons.